AUUGGAACCCACGUUGCUCGGCCAUUAGCCUGGGUGAAAAAGUCUGCUGGUGUUAACAUUGCACCACAGUCUCCUCUGACUGGGACAUCCCGGAAGGACCAUCGAUCGGUGAAGCUGAGCAAGGCUGGAGUUCCGCUGCUGAAACCCGAUCUGAAAUCCAGAGGGACAACUGGGAACAACCUGGUCACUCAGAUCCUCAGCUUGCCCGGCCAGAUUAUUGGCUAUUUAAUGGCCCACUCGUUUGGUCGACGGAUGCUAUACCCCGGCUCGGUUUCAUUGCUCCAGAAAGCCAUCAUGCCGAUGCUGCUACAGGGACAGGCGCGUCUGAUGGAGGAGUACCAAGGGAAGCGAGCUAAGCUGCUCGCCUGUGACGGAAACCAGAUCGAUACAGUGUUUGUGGACCGGAGGGCGUCGGAGACCGAGCGUGGGAAAAAGCUGGUGGUCUGCUGUGAAGGGAACGCUGGUUUCUAUGAGGUUGGCUGUGUCAGCACCCCAAUGGAAGCGGGAUACUCGGUCCUCGGAUGGAACCACCCUGGGUUUGCGGGAAGCACGAUUGGAACCCACGUUGCUCGGCCAUUAGCCUGGGUGAAAAAGUCUGCUGGUGUUAACAUUGCACCACAGUCUCCUCUGACUGGGACAUCCCG
Molecule: messenger RNA, 644 nt
Organism: Rhincodon typus (whale shark)
Lineage: Eukaryota; Metazoa; Chordata; Chondrichthyes; Orectolobiformes; Rhincodontidae
Product: phosphatidylserine lipase ABHD16A-like
Exons: 7
Source: RefSeq, a predicted model, not a curated record